Adineta ricciae is the source of this 3849-nucleotide messenger RNA. The record is from the annotation of a GenBank genome assembly. NCBI's taxonomy places the organism in Eukaryota, Metazoa, Rotifera, Eurotatoria, Adinetida, Adinetidae.
AUGAAACCGUCGAUUAAUGCUAUUGUCGGAAGAAGUGAACAAAGUCUGUCCAGUGCUUUGGAUAGUUUAACUGAUAUUCAUGUUCGUUUUGCAACGGAUAAUGACGAUGGAAAUGCACUACUUUCUCAUAGUGAAAAUAAACGAAAUAAGAAAGCUGCAAAACGAAGAUCGAAUACAACGUAUGACCUUGAUCGACAAUUAUCAACCACACAGAGUAAGAUUGAUCAAUUUCAGGCUGCACGAUAUGGAAAUUUAGAACAAUUGGAGCACUUUCGAUUAGAUCCAGAGACAAAAUUAUCAGCAUUACAUUAUGCUGCGCGCUUCCAUCAUUUGAACAUAUGUCGAUUCCUUAUUGAAAAAUGUCAUGUCGAUAAGAAUAAAGCGGGCGAAGAUGGUAUGACUCCACUUCACUACAUUGCUCGAUUUCGAGUGGAAAAAGACAGUGAAACUCGAGAGUACAAAGAAGUGGUAGAAUAUUUAAUCCAGUGCCGGGCUGAUAUCAAUGCUCGAGAUGAUUUUGCUGCGACACCUCUCCAUCAUGCAUGUGAACGUGACAAUAUUCUCUGUGCUCAGAUACUUCUGUCAGCGAAUGCAAAUAUUGAAGCAGCUGACCGUCAAGAAAUGCAUCCAUUGCACAGUGCUUCUUUCUAUGGCAGUGUUGAAACAGCUUAUUUAUUAUUUCGACACGAUGCUGAUAUCUUAGCUGUUGAUAAAACGAACUCGAUACCGUUUGCUCACGCUUGUCGUAAUUCGCAUUAUGGAAUCUUGGAAAAGUUUUUCACUUUUUUCAGUCAACAUGAGAAAGCGAACGAAGUUAUCGAACAGAAGGAUGCAGAAGGCAACACUCUUCUACAUUUAGCUGUUGCUUCAGCAAAUGUUCAAAUUGUUGAUUUACUUCUAUCGAAAAAUGCGGAUCCAUCAGCAAAACGAGAAGAUGGACAGACUCCUAUACAUUUAUGCGCAAAGAACGAUUCCGUGGAAAUCCUGGAAAAAUUAGUUGAAGCUAAAGGUGAUAUCAAUGAUGUGGAUGUUGGAGCUGAAACUAUUUUGCACAAAGCCGCUUCACAUAAUAAAGAAAAUGUUCUGCGAUAUGUGCUAUCUAAACAGACUAACACCGAUCUUAUUCAAAAAAAGAACAAUGAUGGAGCUACUGCACUACUUUCAGCUUCAACAUUCGGUCAUGCAAAAUGUGUUGAACUUCUGCUAGAAGCUGGUGCUGAUAUGUUCAACGAUCGUGAUAAACGUGAACGUGGUCCUAUCUAUUUAGCAUCAUUCAGUAAUCAUGUUCAAACACUGGAAAUACUUCUUCAAUACGCAGAGCAACAUGGUAAAACCGAUAAAGAAAAACUAAGUGUCAAUCAAAUUGAUCGCUAUAGUCGAACGGCUUUACAUGCUGCAGCUGAACUCGGCCAUGUGGAAAUUGUCAACGUUUUGUUGAGACGAGGCGCUUCAUUGGCAAUGAAGGAUGAUGAUGAAUACACACCGUUGAUGUUGGCCUGUAAAAAGAAUCGUCUAGAUGUUUUGAAACUUCUUAUUGAAUACAUCAGUGAACAUUAUCAAACAGCACGAGAUAGACUUAGCUUUUUCGAAGAACGCGACGAUGCAUCGAAUACAGCUCUUCACAUAUCUGCUGCCGAAGGCCAUUCUUCUAUUAUAAAACUUUUACUCGAACAAGGUUGUGAUUUACGAGCGAAAAACAUCAUCUCGUCGUUACCGAUUCAUUGUGCAGCCGAACGAGGUCGCUAUAACAGCGUUCGAACAUUAAUCGAGCAGCAUAGUCAAAUCGAUCCAAAUGACAAAAAUGGUCAAACACCAUUACAUUUAGCUGCACGCAACGGUCAUUCUGAUGUUGUCAAGCUUUUACUAAAAAAUGGUGCCCAAAUCAAUAAACGCACAACCAACGGUGACAAUUGUCUUGAUCUAGCAAUUAACUAUAAUCAAUACAAUGUGGCAGAGAUGCUGGUGAAUGAUCGUGAUUGGGCAUUGAUUUUACGUAAUGCUCGAUAUGAUAAACAAACGAAUCAAUGGGAUACACCCUUGCGAAAACUAAUUCGUAAAAGGCCCGACAUUGCACUUACUGUUCUGGAUAAAUGUUGCGCGAUACGAACUCAAACAAAAGCUGAGCAAGUGUCGUCUGAGAACGAUGAUCCCAAUAGCAAGACGAAGAAGAAGAAGAAACAAAAAAAAUCUACUGUAGAAAAUAUUAUCGAACUAGGAGAGCAGAUGAAUAAUCAAGCUGCUGCCCUUGAUGCCAGCGGCUUAACCAAAGAUGUGAGCCAAUUACAAAAAAUGAAAUUCGUUUACACAUAUGAGUUUCUCGACGAUCAAUUUGUAACUAGCUUAUGGGAAACAGAGAAACAACUAACGGAUGACCCUUUCGAACCGGAUGGUCGACUAUAUCCAGGAAUAAUCGAUCAAGUCUUAGAUCGCAAAAGCUUGCAGCUCAAUCAUCCAUUCACGUUGAUGGUAGAAAAAAAUUGUGAACAACUUCUUGAUCAUCCAUUAGUACACUCGUUGUUAAAUUACAAAUGGACACUCUACGCACGUUAUGUAUAUUACAUUAACUUCUUAUUCUACCUGUUGUUUGUUGCAUCUCUAACAACGUACGUUUUCGUCGCGUUCGCUCCUUAUCGUUUUGGUAUCACACAUGAUCAAAUGAAAGAAUCCAGUUGUUUUGACCUGUGCUCUUUUGUGAAAGAAAAUCGCACGGAAGAACUAGCAAAUUUGCAAACACAUAUAACUACCAUACAUGUAUUUCAAUGGAUUGUUAUUGUUUUGGCUGCGAUGCAGAUUGUGAAAGAACUCUUUCAGGUUGUAUCGGAACGUUUAGAUUAUAUUAAUCUAGAAAAUGCAGUCGAAUUAUCAGCAUUUAUCUUAGCUAUUAUAUUCGCUGUUGAUUUGAAUUCAUGCUCGAGGGAGAUUGGCUACCGAUGCGUGGUUCAAUGGCAAGUGGGUGCACUAGGAGUAUUCCUAGCGUGGUUUGCAUUGGUUUUAUUUAUACAAAAAUUUCCACGAUUCGGUAUAUUUGUUGUCAUGUUAACGGAUAUUCUACGAACAUUUUCUCGAUUCUUUCUCGUAUUCUUCCUGUUUAUUAUUGGUUUUGCAUUGGCUUUUCAUAUGUUACUACAAAACCACAAUCCGUUUCAACAUUUCGGAAAUAGUCUUUUGAAAACUUGUGUAAUGAUGAUCGGCGAGUUCGAAUACGAAGGCAUCUUUCAUGGCGAUGACGCCAAUUAUUUUGGAAUAACUUAUUUCUUUUUCAUAAUAUUCAUCAUUGUCAUGUCUAUCAUCAUCAUGAAUUUACUUGUUGGUUUAGCUGUUGAUGAUAUUGCUAGUGUAAUGCGCGUGGCCACUGUGAAGCGUUUGGAAAUGCGAGUGAAAUUAACUUUAGACGUCGAACGACAACUACCAUUCAAACGCUUUUUUUCUUCGAUUCGUCGGUAUAGAACGAUUACUUAUCAUCCAACAUCUUGGCAGAAAUUCUUCAAGAAAGUAUUCCGUGUCGAUAUUCAAACUGAGUUUGACAAAAACCUUGCUCGUCUGGAAGAGCGUGGUUUAAUUCCAACGGCAGGAAGUCAAGAUUCAAAGACAACGUCAACGACUGGACCAAAACUUGACGAUAGAACCAAAUCAACAGCUGCAGCAAUUGGUAGCAGUGGAGUUGGAUUGCCGGCAGAUUGGCUUACAACGAUGCAUACGCAAAUAAAUACAAAAUAUCAUGAAUUCAAUCGACACAUGACAGAUUUGAAGGCGCAACAAGAGAAAAUUAACAAUAUUCUACAACAAUUUCCAGCAGCUACAGCCAGUCGCCAAAGUUCCCGUCUUACAUUUGCUCCUACAAGUGUUUAG